AUGUCUCUUCUGGAGCUGUACACGAAGUACAACCGAGUCUGGAUCCCAAAUGAAGUGGAGAUUUGGAAAUCGGCUGAAAUUAGAAAGGACUUUCAUCUUGGAGAUAGUUUUCUGGAGUUGCUUCUUGAAGAUGGCACAGAGCUUCAGUAUACAGUUGACCCAUCCACUCCUCAGCUCCCUCCUCUUCGUAAUCCAGACAUCUUGGUUGGAGAGAAUGACCUCACUGCUCUCAGCUACUUGCAUGAGCCCGCAGUGCUGCACAACCUCAAAGUGCGCUUUGUGGAGUCCAAAAUCAUCUAUACCUAUUGUGGUAUCAUAUUGGUGGCUGUAAACCCCUACAAACAGCUUCCCGUUUAUGGGGAUGCAAUAAUUCAUGCAUACUCUGGCAAAAAUAUGGGAGAUAUGGAUCCUCAUAUAUUUGCUGUAGCUGAGGAAGCUUACAAGCAAUUGGCAAGAAAUCAAAAGAACCAGUCUAUAAUUGUCAGUGGAGAGUCGGGAGCAGGCAAAACUGUGUCUGCUCGAUUUGCAAUGAGGUACUUUGCUGUUGUCAGUAAAUCAGGCAGUAAUACUAGAGUGGAAGACAAAGUCCUGGCGUCAAACCCAGUAACAGAGGCGAUAGGUAACGCCAAAACCACCCGGAAUGACAACAGCAGCCGCUUUGGGAAAUACACUGAGAUUGGAUUUGACAGGAGGUAUCGCAUCAUUGGAGCGAAUAUGAGGACCUAUCUUCUUGAGAAAUCCAGAGUCGUCUUUCAGGCAGACAAUGAGAGGAAUUAUCAUAUUUUCUACCAGCUGUGCGCCUGUGCCAAGUUACCAGACUUCAAAUGCUUAAGGCUGUUGAGUGCUGAGGAGUUCCAGUAUACAUGUUUGGGCGGGGACAUCUUCAUCGAGGGAAUAGAUGAUAAAAAAGACAUGGAAGAGACGCGCAAAACGUUCUCUCUGCUGGGAUUGAAAGAAGAUUUUCAGUUUGAUGUCUUCAAAGUUUUGGCAGCCAUUUUACACUUAGGAAAUGUUGAAAUAAAAAGCGCUGGAGAUGACAAGUCUUCCAUACCUUCCAGUGAUCCACACCUGUCCGUGUUUUGUGAGCUGCUGAAGGUGAACGCCGUGGAUCUGGUUCGCUGGUUGUGCCAUCGCAGGAUUGUCCUUGUGUCUGAGACGGUAGUGAAGCCACUGCCAAAGAAACGUGUCAUAAAUGCCAGGGAUGCCCUCGCCAAGCAGAUCUACGCUCAUCUGUUCGACUGCAUCAUCAGCAGAAUCAACACUGCUCUGAAAGUACCUGGAAAUCAACACGCUUUUAUUGGUGUCCUGGACAUUUAUGGCUUUGAAACAUUUGAUAUAAACAGCUUUGAACAGUUCUGUAUCAACUAUGCAAAUGAGAAGCUUCAGCAACAAUUUAACUUGCAUGUAUUCAAGCUUGAACAGGAGGAGUACAUGAAGGAGGACAUUCCGUGGACAUUAAUAGACUUUUACGAUAAUCAACCUGUUAUUGACCUCAUUGAAGCCAAAAUGGGGAUCCUUGAUUUACUUGAUGAAGAAUGCAUGUUUCCUCAAGGCACUGAUCAAAGCUGGCUCCAAAAGCUUUACAACUACUUAAACCACAGCCCCCUGUUUGACAAGCCCAAGUUAAGAAAUGAAGCCUUUAUCAUACAGCAUUUUGCAGACAAGGUGGAAUAUCAAUGUAAUGGAUUUCUUGAGAAAAACAGAGAUGCUAUAUACGAAGAACUUGUUGAUAUUAUGAGAGCGAGCAAGUUUUCUUUCCUUGCAAACUUUUUCCAAGAGAACGAUCCAGCCGCUGCGUACAGUAAAGUUGUGAGAGUACGGCCUGCUCGUCCUGGAGUCAAACCAACCAAUAAACAGCUCAGGACCUCAGUGGGAGAUAAGUUUUGCAGUUCUCUUUCUUUACUGAUGGAAACCCUCAAUGCCACUACUCCUCACUAUGUGCGCUGCAUCAAGCCAAAUGAUGACAAACUUCCCUUUGAAUAUGACAGUGGCAGAGUGGUGCAGCAGCUGCGAGCCUGUGGAGUUCUGGAAACCAUUCGUAUCAGUGCACAAAGCUACCCUUCUCGGUGGACUUACAUUGAGUUUUACAGCCGCUAUAGUAUUCUCAGAAGUCAACAGGACACGGACUCUGGCAAAAAACAAACUUGCAUCAAUAUCUUACAGCGAUUGAUUCAGGAUUCAAACCAGUACAAGUUUGGUCGGACUAAGAUUUUUUUCCGAGCCGGUCAAGUGGCGUAUCUGGAGAAGCUACGCCUAGACUAUCUGAGAGGCUCGUGCAUCAUGAUCCAAAAACACGUCCGGGGUUGGAUUCAGAGGCAGAAAUACUUGCGCUGGAGAGGAGCUGCAAUAAUCCUUCAACAGUACAUCAGAGGGAAGAGGACUAUCCGCAAAACUGUGAGUGCUGUCAAACUGAAGCAAGGCUGGGCAGCGAUGAUAAUCCAGAGACACUGGAGAGGUUUCAGAGUGAGACAGAUCUUUAGUGUGGUUCGAAUGGCCACUGUUACGAUUCAGGCCUUCACUCGCGGCUGGCUCGCUCGCAAACGCUAUAACAAGAUGUUGCGGGACCACAAAGCACAGGUCCUGCAGAAGUAUGCCAGAGCAUGGCUGGCUCGAAGACGCUUUCAAACCAUGCGGCGUCUUGUACAAAAUGUCCAGCUUUCCUUCAGGGUGCAACAACUACGACAGAAAGUGGAAGAGCAGAACAAAGAAAACCAUGGCCUGGUGGAAAAAUUGACCUCGUUGGCAAACACCCAUUCUCAGACUAUGAAUCGGCUUCAAAGCCUUGAGGUACAACUGGAAAAGUCCACCAGUCUGAAGGCGACUCUGGAAGCAAAAGAAAAGAAAGUCAAAGAAGACAGUAGUCAGGCCCUAGCUGGGCUCCAAGAACAAAUUGACACAUUAAAACUUGACAAACAGAAGCUGGAAAAAGCAUAUCAACUAUCAACCCAACAAGCUAAAGAGAGUUUUGAUCAAAUAAAGAGGGCGCUUCUGGAAGAGAAAGAAAAUGAGGCUCGGCUGAGAAAAAUUGUGGAAAACAGCACUGAGCUCCUGAGGCAGGACCAUGAGAAAGAGGUGAAUCUUUUAAAGGAGGACUUGAGGAGACUGCGGGAGGAAAAGGCAGGACUGGAGACAAAAAUGGAGGAGAGCUUUCAGGUAAACGCCGACCUCCAAGAGCAAGUUGUUCAGCUCAGCAAACACGUCAAGGUAAUCCCCGAGCUGCGGCGCGAGAUCAACAGCCUGCAGAACCAGAGGAACGCCCUGGACCGAAAGAUCAAGGAGCAGUCUGAGCAAGCAAGAGAAAAAAUGAAUGAGUUUACGAGGCGGCUUCUUGGGGAAGUGGUUGAAGAGGAGGCGUUACAGGAGCUGACAUCCAACGAUUCUGAGAAAGUCUUUGAAAUUGAGGACUUGAUUGCUGCAUUUGAUGGCCUGCAGAAAGCCACCAGGAUCCUCGAGAACCACCAGAGGGAGCAAAAGGAGAGCCACGAGACACAAGUCCAGGGGUUGACGUUGAAAGUGGAACAUUUUCAAAGCGAAAACGUCCAACUGCAAGAUUUGUUUCAGGAAAAGAGUAGCGUUAACGAAAAGAUUCACCAAGAAUUGUCCAGACUUAGCAGUGAGAACGAGGUUAUCCCCGAGUUGAAGCUGCAGGUAUCCGAGCUACAGAGGCAAAAGCAGGAUCUCGAAGCACAAGUAGUUGAGAAGAGUAGAGAUUUGGAAGACAAAACCCAGGAGAUUUCAAAUGUACUUCAGAAGAAAAUUGAGGAUGAGAUUUCAAAAUGCAGGGUUUUGGAAGAUAAAGCAGAAAAACUGGAAGAGUCAAAGGGGAUGCUCGAGGACAGAAUCGCCGAGUUGGAAGAGGAAAACGAUCACGUGAAGCGGCUGCACCAAAUGGAGAGCGAAGCCAAGACCAGACUGAGAUAUGAAGCCGCCCGGGUGACGGCUAAAAAUAUGGAUUAUGAAGAGCAGAUGGACCAAAAGGACAGACUAAUAAAGAAGCUCAGGAGUCAAAUAAAGAGCCUUGAAUUAAUGCAAAAAGCCCAGCAAGCGUCUUUCUCAAUUAUCCCAAAAGAGUAUUUGGGAAUGUUGGAAUACAAAGGGGAGCAUGAAGCCAAACUCAUUCAAAACAUAAUUUUAGAUUUGAAGCCCAAAGGUGUCGUGGUGAACAUGAUGCCCUCUCUCCCGGCCUACCUCUUAUUCAUGUGUGUGCGUCACGCUGACUAUCUGAACGACGGCUCCAAGCUCAAGUCUCUCAUGAACUCCAUCAUCAGUGGCAUCAAGAAGGUCAUAAUGACUUUUGACAAGGAUUUGGAUUUGCUGUCUUUCUGGCUCUCCAACACACAUCUGCUGCUCAACUGUCUGAAGCAAUACAGCGGCGAGGAGGAGUUCAUGAAACACAACACUCCUCGACAAAAGAAGAACUGCCUACGGAAUUUUGACUUGUCCGAGCACCGACAGAUCAUCAGCGACCUGGCUAUUCACAUUUACCAUCAGUUUGUGACAAUUAUGGAGAAUGCGCUAAAUCCUACUAUCGUUCCGGGGAUGUUGGAGCACGAGAGCUUACAGGGCAUUUCCAGCAUGAAGCCGACCGGUCUGAGGAAAAGGUCAAACAGUGUGUUUGAGGAGGACUCUGGGAGCUCCUCCAUCUCCACCAUAAUGCAGCAGCUCAGUCACUUUCACAGCACCAUGACGCAGCACGGCAUGGAGCUGGGCUUGGUCAGACAGGUUAUCAAACAACUGUUUUUCUUCAUCGGAGCGGGAACCCUCAACAACAUGAUGCUACGGAAGGAUUUGUGUUCCUGCAGGAAAGGGAUGCAAAUCAGAUGUAACAUCAGUUAUCUGGAGGAGUGGCUAAAGGAGAAAGAUCUUCAAAGUACAAACGCCAUGGACACUCUAAAGCCAUUGUCACAAGCGGCUUGGCUACUGCAGGUCAACAAAUCCAAUGAUGAAGAUGCGACAGAAAUCUCUCAGAAAUGUACUGAGCUCAACUCCGUCCAGAUUGUGAAGAUUUUAAAUUCCUAUACACCUAUAGAUGAUUUUGAGAAGCGGGUUUCUCCAUCCUUCGUUAAAAAAGUUCAAUCUUUGCUUCAAGAUCGUUGUGAAGGCUCCACUCAACUGAUGAUAGAUGCAGAUUAUCGUUUCCAAGAGGUACAGCUGAAUGAGACCCUGACCCACCUUAAAAGCGAGUCCGAGACGCUCAAGUCGAAGCUGGAGGAGGAAAGAGCCAAGCUGCACGAUGUCGAGUUACAUCAGGUGGCAGAGAAAGUGGAAGGCCUGGGUCAGUUUGUGAUGAAGACCAGACGGACUCUGAAGGGACAUGGAAACAAAGUCCUGUGCAUGGACUGGUGUAAGGAUAAGAGGAGGAUUGUCAGCUCCUCUCAGGAUGGAAAAGUGAUUGUCUGGGAUGCUUUUACCACGAAUAAGGAGCACGCUGUGACAAUGCCUUGCACGUGGGUUAUGGCCUGUGCCUACGCUCCUUCUGGCUGCGCUGUAGCUUGUGGUGGUCUGGAUAACAAAUGCUCGGUGUAUCCUCUGUCCCUGGAUAAAAAUGAAAACCUGGCAGCAAAGAAGAAAUCGGUGGCAAUGCACACAAACUACUUGUCAGCCUGUAGCUUCACCAACUCUGACAUGCAGAUCCUGACUUCCAGCGGGGAUGGGACCUGUGCCUUGUGGGACGUGGAGAGUGGGCAGCUGCUGCAGAGCUUUCAUGGACACGCAGCCGAUGUCCUCUGCUUGGAUCUGGCACCCUCUGAAACUGGCAACACAUUUGUCUCUGGGGGCUGCGAUAAGAAGGCCAACGUGUGGGACAUGCGCUCUGGACAGUGCAUCCAGUCGUUUGAGACUCACGAAUCCGACAUCAACAGCGUACGAUACUAUCCCAGUGGAGACGCAUUUGCCUCUGGAUCCGAUGAUGCCACAUGCCGGCUUUAUGACCUAAGAGCUGACAGGGAAGUGGCCAUUUAUUCCAAAGAAAGUAUCAUAUUUGGAGUUUCCAGUGUUGACUUUUCUCUAAGUGGAAGGUUACUGUUUGGUGGUUAUAAUGACUACACCAUAAAUGUUUGGGACGUCCUUAAAGGAACUCGAGUUUCCAUCCUGUUUGGACACGAGAACCGUGUGAGCACACUUCGAGUUUCCCCUGAUGGGACUGCCUUCUGCACCGGCUCCUGGGACCACACUCUGAGGAUUUGGGCUUAA
This is a messenger RNA of Knipowitschia caucasica, 6192 nucleotides long. The record is from the annotation of a GenBank genome assembly. NCBI's taxonomy places the organism in Eukaryota, Metazoa, Chordata, Actinopteri, Gobiiformes, Gobiidae.